GCAAGUCGAUGCCCCGUGGGUCUUCGGUGUGGAGACGCGGGAUCGGAAGAACCGGGAUGCACUCCGCGACCACCUUGCAGCCCACGGCAUUGAGACCAGGAAUUAUUUCUACCCCCUCCACCUGGAGCCCGUGAACUUCUACGGGGACGACGUGGGGAUUUAUGACGUGGAGCUGCCGCACUCCGAGCACUUGGCUCAGGUGGGCUUCUACCUGCCUACGCACUCCUUCUUGGAGCGGGUGGACACGCAGUACAUUUGCUCCGUCAUCAAGGCCUACUUUCAGCCCGCCUCCGCGGUCGGCGAGUCUCCUCGGAACAAGGGCUGGGCCGACAAGGAGAGAAGCAAGAUUUUGCAAGCCAGCUGA
Symbiodinium necroappetens is the source of this 364-nucleotide messenger RNA. NCBI's taxonomy places the organism in Eukaryota, Dinophyceae, Suessiales, Symbiodiniaceae. The record is from the annotation of a GenBank genome assembly.